Molecule: messenger RNA, 1370 nt
Organism: Spirodela intermedia
Lineage: Eukaryota; Viridiplantae; Streptophyta; Magnoliopsida; Alismatales; Araceae
Source: the annotation of a GenBank genome assembly
AUGGGUGACGAGUCAGCUCCCUUGGUGGGGACGGCCGGGGAGGUGAGCAAAUAGUGGGCCGACUUUGAGAGCCAAUGCUCCCAUGCAGGAUGAUGAGGUCAGUGUGAGGAGAUGUGCUGGAGCGAAACAGUGGGCGGUGACUGCUGUAAUGGGCGACGAGUCAGCUCCCUUGCUGGGGACGGCUGGGGAGGUGAACAAAUCAUGGGCUGACUUUGAGAGCCAAUGCUCCCAUGCAGGAUGAUGAGGUCAGCGCGAGCUGACGUUGUGCUGGAGUGAAACAGUGGGCGACGAACAGGCAAUAUCAGCUGGAGAACCAGAGCAGGGACUAGACGUUCGUAUGGUUUCCACAAUGAAGGUCGUGCAAAAGUGAUAGCUCAGUAGGGAUUUCUUAAAGCACAGUUCCUACCUUGCUGGUCCUAUGGAUCGAGCUGAUGAUGGCGGCAGGUGAUGUGACUCAGUCAUUGUAUAUUAAAUCACGCAAAUAUAAAAUUUAUAAAACUAGAAAAUAUGAAUUUUCAGAUAUUUAGAAAUAUUUCUAAAUAAAUAUAUCAAUUAUACUUCAAUAAAAAUUCCAAAAAUAGCGGUAAUUUUCCAGGUCGAUUACAGGGAUGUAAUAUAAUAUCUAGUAAUUAUUCAGAAUUUUUCUCAAUGAAUACGAUUUUCUAUGAAUUUUAUACUAGGAAAUAAAAAGGAAAUAUAUUUAAAAUUCACAAAAAAGGGAAAUAAGGGCGCGGAUGUCAGGAUGACGUCAGCACCAGGCGAGCACGAAUCAGAUAGAAAUAGAGUUCUGCUCGGCGAUUCUUACGUAAGCGAUUAUGGGUGAUUUAAUUGAUCAAAUUAAGAUUUGUAAAUGUCAGAAGAAUCGUAAUAGAACAAAGUAUAUUUUUGUAAAUUAAAAUCAACAAAGUAUCACUAAAUGAAGCGUAAAUUAAAUUGAAAGUAGGAAAACAGAGUUCCAGCGUUGCAAUGGCGAUGCAUCGGCGAUGCACCGGAAUCCUGAGUGUUCGGGGGAGGGUCGUCGUGCAGUGUCCACGGCCUCGAAGGCUCUCCUUGGACAAAGACGACAUGGGCAAUCUCUAGAUCUUCUCGCGAAGUCUAGAGAUCAAUGAAGUGGGUCGUCGAAUCGUCUCCGGCGGCUGUCACCCAGGCGGAGCGGAAAAACGACGACUUUGCGGCUCUCCGGCAGCUGUCACCCAACAGAGAGGAGCUGGAUGGAGGUGGGGCGCGUGUCAGGGAGCUUCAUCCUCAGGUCCACGCAGCAAGAGGAGGUUCUUCAUCGCAUCUGGUACGCUCUCAGGAGGUGGCGACUGGUCUUUCGGUGGAUCGUCCUCUUCCCGACGACGGCUUGUUCGUCGAUCAAUCGGAGAUGA